UGAGUGAGAAUAACGUUCUAUCUCAGUCGACCAGGUACCGGAGCUCCAGCGCUGAGUAAUCAAGGGGUAAAGGAGAACGAAGGGGAGGGACCUGACACUUUGGUACUAAGCUGGGAUUUACUUUCUGGCUGAGACAGAACAGGAGUAAGUGGUGAAUGAACUUACGUCUGAAGAUCUUCGGUCAGUACAGUGUCAGAGAGCAUGAAUCCAGGACUCAGGAGUAGGAGACUUAUAUGAUUGUAGAUAAAAUUGCAGUAUAAGCGUCAGAUUCACAGUGAAAUCGUUUAACAAAAGUUGACACGGAUUGAGUCUGGGAAUACACUCAUUUUUCGAAAGAGAUAAUUCCGAUUUGUUUGUUUCAAAUGCAUCGCUUUUGAAGUUUGUGAUAUUGAUCUCUGUGAGAUAGUUUCGACGUUAUCCCAGCGAAGAUAUUAUUGACUAAAAUCGUCGACGUGGAUAUUUAGAGGGAUUUUACUGGGGAUUUUACAAUCUGCUUAUAUCACUGACGGGAUAAAGAUGAAGCUUCACAUUGUCGCGUCGUUGUUGGUUUUGAUUUCGUUCACGAUUUCGAGGACGAAUGCCAUCAAUCUUCGUCAGGGACCUCGAACGGCCCUAGUUCGACCAGGAGCUUCGGUGACACUCGUUUGCGACGUCGACCAGAAGGCCGGGAUCACGGUCUACUGGUAUCGACCCGAGACCAACGAAUACCUGAGCCACGAUCGUACGAUUUACACCCGGGUCCCGGCCGAUCGGCGACGUCGCUACUCCAUCACCGGUGAUCGUGCGCAGGACGUCUUCACGUUGCAGAUAUCCAACGUCGUGCUCGCCGACGACGGGACAUACCAGUGUGGCUAUGCCGACGGCAUCGGCAGGUUCAACGUCCUGGCUUCGGCCAGAGUGACUAUUCUGAUCGCUCCGUCGGAGGACUCGCCGAUAUGUUACAUAACUACCUUGAAUGGCGACCCAAAAGUUAGAAGGGUUGGCGACACGGUUGACAUGGUGUGCACGUCAGAGGGCGGUAAUCCUAUUCCUGACCUGACCUGGUUUCGAGGCGAGGAGGAGCUGGAGGAGAACGAGGGUCUCCGAUACGCAGUCCACCGCCAGAUCCUACGACCACAAGACACCAACAUCCAGUAUACGUGCUUGAUGCGAGGUCCUAUGACCACCACGAGAAAGACCUGUUCCAUUCGACCGAUGGAUGUACCCCCUGAAGUCCAGAUAGAGCCAGCGGUCAACUCUGUCAAGGUCGGAGCAAAGGCCACAUUCACCUGUGCUCUGAUGAGUACGAACAAUAUAGGUGUGAGGGGUUACUCCUGGAACGUGGAACCAUCGGUAACGGACAUGCACCAAAGCUCUCCUGGCAGGAUGCAGCUGAUGCAUAGUGACAGGGUUCUGGAGAUACAGGACAUUCGCGAGGAGGAUGCAAACACCUUGGUGACUUGCCAGGCGCAGACCACCAAUGGAGAGUUGCUGACGGGUACAGCCACAUUGGUCAUUCUGGUUGAGCCGACGGGGAUGACCACCGAUAGUCCAGACAUGACGACGGUUGAGUCUCACGGCGGUGAUGCAAUGGGCACGGAUGAGACCGACUGGCAGAGGGCAAUGAGGCCGACACAAGAAGGCACAGAGUUUCCAAACAUUGAUGGCUACAACGCUAACGACGCUGGCGUCACUGUUGGUAUGAAACCCAAAUUCCCAGCAUUCCUUACCGGAAGGACAUUCAUCAUGACUUCCGCUGCAGCAGGAGCAUUCAUCCUCAUCCUCAUCAUCGUCAUCAUCGUCAUCGUCAAAGUUGUGCGACGACGGAACGGCAAAAGAAUCCCGAUCACGACGCCCAUCACGGUGAUGGAGCAUGGAGGCAGUGAUGCCUAUGCGACCAUCCUUGAGAUGAAACGCAAGACGGGGAGCACCUACAAAGGAUCAUCCACACUGCCAAUCCUCAAGUCCGAACGCAAGAUCGGUCUUCCAGACAUGAUGCGAGGCGGCAGUAGCCUCUCCCUGGCAGCACGCAGCGCAACAGCAAGGGGGCAGACCACCGAACGCUCACCACUCUAUGCCAAACCUGAGAAAAUCCGAAGCAGCAAACAUGGACUCUUUGGGGAUUCGAAGAAAAAUAGUCUGGUAGAAUCGGCGGAGGAACCAGGUGUCACGGAAUCCUUCAAAGAUGGUGAUCAGGAGAAGAAGGCAAAGGAGACUUCGAAUCUUAAUGCUGAGGGCCUAAUCUAUGCCGAUCUUGUUCUAGAGGAUAAAGAGAAAUCAAAAAGAAUUUCGACGAAAAAGGGAACACAGUAUGCCAGCAUUGUACCGUCGGGGAAACCGUGAGAUAGGAGUUACAUCUUUAGAUUUAAUCCCGGAUUAUCGUUUGAUGUACUGGUUGAUUUUAUUUUAAAAGCUUAUGAUGUCAGCUUUGAACUUUAAUUUCGACAUCAUGAGCCUUGUUAUAUUGGUCGGUAAAUUUUAUAAAAGGACUUUCUUUUCAGAUUCCAAUAU
This is a messenger RNA of Strongylocentrotus purpuratus (purple sea urchin), 2490 nucleotides long. RefSeq lists its product as uncharacterized. Bases 517 to 2322 code for a protein of 601 amino acids. The transcript is spliced from 2 exons. The record is from RefSeq and is a predicted model, not a curated record. NCBI's taxonomy places the organism in Eukaryota, Metazoa, Echinodermata, Echinoidea, Camarodonta, Strongylocentrotidae.